AUGAAUGAACAAAAACGGACAUCAUUAAACCUAUCAAAAAAUAAUAAGUAUAAUUAUGAUAAUAAAAAUAAUUAUAGUUAUAAUACAACUAAUAAGACUAAUCAAGGUAUAUCUAAAAAACGAAAUAGUCAUAAUAAGAAACAUGUCCCUACGAUAAAAGAGCACCACAAUAAUAAAAAUAAUAAUAUUAAUAAAAAAAAUAACAACAACAAUAAUAAUAAUAAAAGUAAUAAUAAUAAUAAUAAUAAUAACAAAUGUGUUAAUAAUAACAACAGUGUAAAUAAUAAAAAUAAUAAUGUAAGUGAUAAAAAUCAAAAUAAUAAUAAUAUUAAGAUUAAUAAGAGAAAUAGCAUUUCGAAAAGCAUAAAUAAGAGGCACAACAACAAUAAUAAUAAUAAUAAUAGAAAUAAUAGUAACAACAACAACAAUAAUAAUAAUAAUAAUAAUAGUAACAAUAAUAAUAACAAUAACAAUAACAAUAACAACAACAAUAAUAACAAUAACAACAAUAAUAACAACAACAAUAAUAAUAACAAUAACAAUAAUGAUGAUUAUUAUUCUAUUCUUGAAGAGCUAGCUAAUUUAGAAAAGCCCAAAUUUAGAUCAGUUCAAGAAAGUAUGGAUGAAAAUUUAAAUUUAGAAUUUUUAAAAUCAUCUAGCGAAAAUUAUACCUAUAAAAUAACGUCUAGGGGACCGGUAUGCUACUCAGCAUUGUAUAGAGAUAACAAAUAUGUAUAUCGACAUAUAAUAUUAAGUGAUAAUGUUAGACAAUAUGCAGAAAAUAAGGUAAGAAAAACAAACGCAUAUCUUACUGAACAAUGUAUUGUCAACGAAUUACAAAUUGACAUAGGAAAAGGAUGGAAACAUUUUAUGAUAUAUGAUGGAAAAUUAAGAGAACUAAUUUUGAGAAAAAAUUUAACAAAUGAAGAUAAAUUAAGAAUGGCAGUUCAUAUGCAGAAAAAUCAUUAA
Messenger RNA from Plasmodium gaboni, 969 nucleotides. Its product is annotated as putative cyclin-dependent kinases regulatory subunit. The record is from RefSeq and is a predicted model, not a curated record. NCBI's taxonomy places the organism in Eukaryota, Apicomplexa, Aconoidasida, Haemosporida, Plasmodiidae. Gene Ontology annotation, molecular function: cyclin-dependent protein serine/threonine kinase regulator activity. Bases 1 to 969 code for a protein of 322 amino acids. The transcript has 2 exons.